Anolis carolinensis (green anole) is the source of this 2817-nucleotide messenger RNA. RefSeq names its product Sp9 transcription factor (gene sp9). Gene Ontology annotation, molecular function: DNA-binding transcription factor activity, RNA polymerase II-specific; RNA polymerase II cis-regulatory region sequence-specific DNA binding. The transcript has 2 exons. Gene Ontology annotation, biological process: regulation of transcription by RNA polymerase II. Bases 150 to 1544 code for a protein of 464 amino acids. The record is from RefSeq and is a predicted model, not a curated record. Lineage: Eukaryota; Metazoa; Chordata; Lepidosauria; Squamata; Anolidae.
AGAGCGUGCGCUUGGUGCGAGAGGCGAGGGACGGCGGGAAGCCGGAGGGACGCCGCGCACGCUCCCGCGCCUGCGGCAGACAGACAGACAGACAGACAGAGAGAGAGAGCCUCCCUUCCGAUCCCCGCGCCCCGCCAAGGGACCUGGCUAUGGCUACGUCUAUACUCGGGGAAGAGCCACGAUUCGGAACCACUCCUCUGGCGAUGCUGGCGGCCACCUGCAACAAAAUUGGCAACACCAGCCCGCUGACGACGCUGCCGGAGUCGAGCGCCUUCGCCAAGGGCAGCUUCCACCCGUGGAAGCGCUCCGGCUCCAGCUGCAACCUGGGCUCCAGCCUCUCGGGCUUCGCGGUGGCCUCCAGCCGCGGGGGCGCGGGCGGGGGCGCGGGAGGGGGCGGCGGGGGCAACAGCAGCGCCUUUUGCCUGGCCUCCGCUUCGCCGCCCUCCUCCUCCUCGGCCUUCAGCAGCGACUACAGCGGGCUCUUUUCCAACGCUUCGGCGGCAGGCGGGAUGUCGCCCCAGGACGUGCCCGGCGGGCAGUCAGCGUUCAUCUCGAAGGUUCACAGCUCAGCGGCGGAGGGGUUGUACCCGCGCGUGGGCAUGGCGCACCCCUACGAGUCGUGGUACAAGUCGGGCUUCCACUCCACGCUCUCGGCGGCGGAGGUGUCCAACGGGGCGGCCUCGUCGUGGUGGGACGUGCACGCCAAUCCGGGCUCGUGGCUGGAGGUGCAGAACCCCUCCUCGGCGGCGGCCAGCGGGCUGCACUCGGGCGCCCCGCAGGCCGCGCUGCACUCCCAGCUGGGCGCCUACAACACCGCCGACUUCGGCUCCCUCACGCACUCCGCUUUCAGCCCCACGGCGCUGCUCUCCACCGGGCAGCACCUGCUGGCGGCGCAGGAGGGCUUCAAGCCCGUGCUGCCCGCCUCGGCGUACUCGGACUCCAGCGCCGCCGUCAGCGCCAUGAUCUCCGGGGCGGCAGCGGCGGCGGCGGCGGCGGCGGCGGUGGGAGGUGGUGGCGGGGGCUCGAGCUCGGCGGCGGCGCGCUCCGCCCGGCGCUACUCGGGGCGCGCCACCUGCGACUGCCCCAACUGCCAGGAGGCCGAGCGGCUGGGCCCCGCGGGGGCGAGCCUCCGCCGCAAGGGCCUGCACAGCUGCCACAUCCCGGGCUGCGGCAAGGUCUACGGCAAGACGUCGCACCUGAAGGCGCACCUGCGCUGGCACACGGGUGAGCGGCCCUUCGUGUGCAACUGGCUCUUCUGCGGGAAGCGUUUCACCCGCUCCGACGAGCUCCAGCGGCACCUGCGGACUCACACGGGCGAGAAGCGCUUCGCCUGCCCAGUCUGCAACAAGCGCUUCAUGCGCAGCGACCACCUCAGCAAGCACAUCAAGACGCAUAACGGCGGCGGCGGCGGAGGCGGCGGGAAGAAAGGCAGCGACAGUGACACGGACGCCUCCAACCUGGAGACGCCGCGCUCGGAGUCGCCGGACCUGCUCCUCCAUGAGGCGAGGGGGAAGGACUCCGCGGCCGUACCCAAUGACCCUUAGGCCGGCCAGCAAGAAGGCAGGACUCCGCGGCGGAGGCGAGGACACUGAGGGAAGUUUAGGCGGGAGUUAAAGCGCGCCAAGAAGGAGAAAAAGCCCGCGCACGUCCAGCUGCCUCACCGUCGCUCAACCGCCCGCGCCGCCUCAGGAGCCCUUUUGAGCCCGCGCUUCCCUUCCCUCUCAGUUCUGGGAAUGGGUGAAGGGGGAAAAGGCGAGCUUGAUGACUAUUUUAAAAAGACUGUGGUUGGACAAAGACUGGGACCAGGCCCAGAGGACAGAGACGCAAACAAACACACAAAAUACCCCCAUCCCAAAAAUAAAUCACUACCAAGAAUAUUGUGUGUGUGUGUCAGGAGCGACUUGAGAAACUGCAAGGCGCUUCUAGUGUUGAGAUAAUUGGCCGCCCGCAAGGACGUUGCCCAGGGGACGCCCGGAUGUUCUGAUCUUUUACCAUCCUUCUCAUGUCCCUGCAUGGAGCUGGAGCUGACAGAGGGAGCUCGCCCGCUCUCCCCGGAUUCGAAUCAGUCGUGCCCGCACAAGGGUUUAACCCAUUGCGCCACAGAGGCUCCAAAUCACGACCAGUGAUUGAAGAAUGAGGGAAGUGGGUGAAAGUCCCAUCCCGUACCCAGAUUGACACAAACCCAGGCCAUAGUUCUCUGUCCUUCUCCAAAAAAGCAGGCUAAAAACACAACCGAAACAAACUUAGUUCCAAAACCUGCCACCCAGGAGCAAAGCACACCCGCUUGGAGUGGAUUAUUAUAACUGUCUAAGCCUACUACAGACUACUACAGUGUUUGAUGAGAUCUACAAUCACCCUUUGAUAUUUAAUACUGAGAGACUCUUACUCAUAAACACACACACACAAGCUCAAGGUGAGAAACCUCGUCAGAGACUAUUUCUCUCUGUGAUUCAUCUAAUAUGUGUAUAAAUAUGGAUCCAAACCGCACACGGACGGAUGGAUGGAGGGUUGUGUUCUCUUUUUCCCCCUUCCUUGUAAAUGUCAGUUCCAAUAAGUUUUCUUCCCCCUGGGGAUGAAUUCCUGAAAUUCAGGGGAGCCUUUUUUUAAAACAAAAAUUAUUAUUAUUAUUUCUGAUGCACUUUGUGGAGGUCAGUAUAUAUGUAAAAGAUAUUUAAUACGUUGAGAUUAAAAAAACACCAGUAAGUUAAGGUUGCAUAAAAGAAUUUAAAUUCGUUUAUCUGUAUUUGGGAUGGUGGGGGAGGGGGAAACUUGACAUAAUAUUUUCAUUUUGGUAUUAUUAAAGGACUCUGAAUAAUG